UGUGAGACAACGAAGGCUGUGGCGAGCAUCACUAGGUGCUCCGAGUAACUGGAAGCGGGGUGUGUAUAGCGCAGACAGGAAAACGACGAGAGUAUCUCAAGACGUCACUAAGACAUCAAGACAUCAUCAGGACGUCAUCAGUCAAGCGAGAUAAGAUAAGGUGUCGCUAAAUCAAGCCCGUCAGGAUGAUAGUGUUCACCAUCAUCAUCGUCUUCCUGAUAAUCAUGAUGAAUGCUAUCUAUCAAGAAAUGGAGAGACGGGACGCACUUCUCCUCAAUGCCACGCUCAGCAAUGCAUCCUUAUUCCUGGCUAAUGACUUCGAUGACGCUUGGCUGAGUGGAUUUGUAAAUGAAAACUUGACUCUGAACCUCAAUGACACUUCGCCGUCGGAAGGUGUCAAAGUCAGGGUCAUGAUUCAACCUGACUGGGAAGUCGUGGAAGGAACGUUCGAACACUUCAAGGACGAGAACUUCGAAACACUUUUAAUCGCUGUCGGUGUUCCCUAUUUUGUGAGGAACAUGAUCAUAGGAACAACGCCUACCGUGCAGAUUGAACACAUUGAGAAAGGAGACGAUUACUAUUACGAUAUUGAAGGCGACUAUAUAGCAGACGAGGACCAAGCUGACGGGGAAAUCCCAGAGCCUGGUUAUCAGCUGGUCAUUACGACGUCAACAUGGAUGAGAACAGCUGAGGAAAGAAUUCGCCCGGGAUAUUCCUUUCUUAAGACGGAUUACGAUGGAUCUCCGUCCAAGAACACUUAUAAGUUCAUGAAUCCGAGAGUCUUAUUGCAUAGGAAGGAGAAGGAGAACAUGAAUACGGAUAUUAUUCGCAAAUUCGAUGAACAAGGCUUCGUUAUGACCAUCUUCAGCAGAGAGGCUAAUAUGAUUGCGAAGAGACACUUCAAACGCGUUUAGACCUAUAACAUUCCCUACGUGUAUGUAUAUAUAUUCAUGUGUAUGUGCACACACACACACACACACUUUUCCUUAUUUACCCUUAGUUUCGUUUUAUGGUAUCCGGGUUUUAUUAAAUUGUUUUUUUUUUAUAUA
Penaeus indicus is the source of this 1049-nucleotide messenger RNA. RefSeq lists its product as uncharacterized. NCBI's taxonomy places the organism in Eukaryota, Metazoa, Arthropoda, Malacostraca, Decapoda, Penaeidae. Bases 186 to 914 code for a protein of 242 amino acids. The transcript is spliced from 8 exons. The record is from RefSeq and is a predicted model, not a curated record.